AUGGCUACAAAACCGAAAGAGAUUAGUACUAACCACAAAUCCAGGAGCAGCUCUGCCCCUUCAACCCCGAAAAAAGGCGAGUCUGAGAAGACAAAGUUGACAAAUUCCUCAGAAACUGUCACAACACCGCACUACCUUAAACCAACCAUAAGCUCUGGCAAUAUUGCCUGCAAAAAUGUCAAAAAGCAGCCAUGUCUAACAUCAAGAAGAUCCUUUGACAAACCAUCACCACAAUCAAAACCAUCAGUGAAAGCAGCAGCUAAAACUCCAAAAUCUCCUCCUGCUCCCUCAAAACAUAUCAUAACAGAGAAGGCAUCAAAAACAGUUAGCAACACAAAUCCUCCGAAGCUUUCUAGGGUGAAGAGUCUUCCCAAGGGAGCAAUCAGUGUCACAAAGAAAACAAAAAGUGACCUAAACGAGAAGAAGUUAUCUGUUCAUACAUCGAACAAGGAAGUUGUUCAACAAGCACGAGUUGAUCAGCGAAAGAUUCAUGAUGUUGUAGAGCACCACAAAGUUCCAUCUCCUAAAGAAAUGCAUGCCACUAGAGCACUUGAAAAGAAUGUGCAAUCAAAGCUGAAAAUUAAGGAGAAAGAGAAGGUGGCAGUUGAUGGAGAGAUGGAGGACGAGAGCAUGGCAAUGAAGAAGAAGGGGUCGCCAAAAGGGAAUGACGUGAUCGAGGAAACUGCAAAGAAGUUGACAGACAGGCGGAACAAAGUCAAAGCACUUGUUGGAGCUUUUGAAACUGUCAUGUCAUUACAAGAAACAGACGGUCAACACAGUCCACAGCAGGCAAAGGAGAAUGCCAUCAACAGCCACAUGGAAUAUGAGGGUCAGGAAAGUCAGAAACAAAUAAAGGAGAAUACCGAUAUGGAUACCUCAGAGAACAAUGCAGUACAACAUGAGGAAGAGACCAGGGAAAACGAGUUGGGGAAGCCAAUGGAAAAUAUUACAGGAGAGGAUUCAAAUGAUAACAACGCUUGAAUCUGACUUGGCGAGUGAAGAUUGACCAUGCUAUUGUAUGACAUCAAGUUUGUGGUUUGCAUGUUUCUGAAACGAGAUUAUGACUCAGUACUAUGGGAGUUAUUUUCUGGAUAUUCAGAGAAAAAGAUGGUUGCUAUGGCAUUAUGAACAUCUUAUAUAUGGGAUGAAAUUAGAAUAUUUCCUUGCGACAAUAGGAGGAAAGACCUACAUCUGAUGUUAUGUUGCAAGUAAUCAUCUUCUAGCUCCUGUUAUGAAGGAGCGAAUUGUUAUGCUACAAUGGCUACAGUUCUGAGGGCUUGUAUUAUAUCUCCAUGCUGUUAUUAUAUUAGUGUUUUAGUGUAUUAGUGUGUGCUGCAAGUAUGGAACUUUUCGCAGCCAAAGAGACUUCUCUAUCUCUAUUAAAUGAUUUUAUUAAACUAAUUUUCCAAUCAUUAAUAACCACUCAAAUCACUAAAUCCUUGCGGUAUACCAAGCUAGGAGUCAAAUAAACUAAUAAAGCACAAGUAAAGGCA
Dioscorea cayenensis subsp. rotundata (Guinea yam) is the source of this 1493-nucleotide messenger RNA. RefSeq lists its product as uncharacterized. Bases 1 to 981 code for a protein of 326 amino acids. The transcript has a single exon. The record is from RefSeq and is a predicted model, not a curated record. NCBI's taxonomy places the organism in Eukaryota, Viridiplantae, Streptophyta, Magnoliopsida, Dioscoreales, Dioscoreaceae. Gene Ontology annotation, molecular function: calmodulin binding.